Messenger RNA from Didymodactylos carnosus, 1206 nucleotides. Lineage: Eukaryota; Metazoa; Rotifera; Eurotatoria; Philodinida; Philodinidae. The record is from the annotation of a GenBank genome assembly.
AUGUUAUCAAGUAUUCAAUCGAUUCAUUUAGAUUGUAACACGAGGGCAUAUACUGUGCUAACACGAUCAAAGUCGGCGAAGUCCAACGUAGGACAGUUAACACAUUCAGAUUCGUUCGAGUCAACUUUCAAUGAUGUCAUGAAACAUUUGGAUGAAGAGGUAUCAAACACUAGUACCGGUAGUUAUUUCGACCUUCAGAAGUAUCUAUCUGAUCAACGGGUAGAAGAAGAGCGUUUGCUCCAGGAGCAGCCAGCUAUUGAAAAGGAACGAAUUGCUGAACAACAACGUCUUGAAGAAAAAAACCGUCAGGAUCAGAGAUUAUUAGAGGAAAACCUUGCUCUCGAAGAGCGGCGUCGACAUAAAGAAGAGAUUCGUUUACAGGAACUACGUCGUCAGGAAGAAGAAAGGCGGAGAGAAGAACAAGACGAGCAACGAUCUUAUGAAGAGCAACAAUUUCAGGCACGUGUUCGUGAUUAUCAGGAAGAGGAGAGACUUGUUCGUGAGAGAGCGGAAGAAAGGCAACGAGCAGUGGAGAAGUCUAUGCAACAGGCUGCAAGAGAUGCGAAGUUGGAAAAAGGACAAGAAAAUGCACGGGAGUCGGAAUGUAAAGCAUUAGAAUGUGCAACUCAAGAAAGAAUUCUUGCAGAUGAGGAAACUGAGAAGAUAGCGAAAGAAAAGGCCAAAAGUGAGUUGAGAACGAAACGUUUACGUGAUGAGACAGAAGCUCAGGCUACACGCGAACGAGAAGAUCCGCCAGCCAUUGGAGCAACUAUCAAAUCUGUCCGAGCUGCCGAUCAGUUUUUAUGCGACGGAUAUCGCUAUCGAAGAGAUAAAAGUCAGUGGAGAUGGGUUAAUGCACACUGUACUGGACGAGCGGGUGUAACGCAGCAAGGUUUCUGCCAGUUGGCAAGUAGCCACACUCAUGCAUCUAACCCCGAAGACGUCGCAAAAGCACGCUAUAAUCAUGAAAUUCGUGAAAGAGCAAAACAAUCACACGAUCCGCCACGUACUAUCAUUUCGGACGCACGUAUGAACGUUUCGGUCAAAGCUGCAGCAUCGAUACCACAAUACACAACUACACAACGAGCGAUCGAACGAACACGAAAAGAAAAUGACGUAGCACGGCCGACUCCGACAACGUUCGCUAAUAUUGUUUUACCCGAUGAACUCAAAGUUAAUUCACAUGGACAAAAUUCUUUACGAUAA